Molecule: messenger RNA, 612 nt
Organism: Neltuma alba
Lineage: Eukaryota; Viridiplantae; Streptophyta; Magnoliopsida; Fabales; Fabaceae
Product: D-aminoacyl-tRNA deacylase-like
Exons: 8
Coding region: 101-583 (160 amino acids)
Biological process (GO): tRNA metabolic process
Cellular component (GO): cytoplasm
Molecular function (GO): D-tyrosyl-tRNA(Tyr) deacylase activity
Source: RefSeq, a predicted model, not a curated record
UUCUUCAGCAGCCAUCAUCCCUACGGAUUCGCGCACCAGGCACAGAACUACAAGCUUUUCUGCUACAGUCACCAAGGGGAAACCGAAGCCAAUCACAGCAAUGAGAGCCGUCGUUCAGCGCGUGGCCUCUGCAAGCGUCGAGGUCGAAGGCCGCGUUGUGUCUGAGAUUGGACCGGGCCUUCUCGUCCUUGUCGGCCUCCACGAUUCUGAUUCCGACGCCGACGCCGACUACAUAUGUCGUAAAGUCUUGAACAUGAGAUUGUUCCCCAAUGAAAGUACAGGCAAAGGAUGGGACCAAAGUGUAAUGCAGAGGAGUUAUCAGGUUUUAUUAGUGAGUCAAUUUACCUUGUAUGGAUUCCUGAAAGGCAACAAGCCAGAUUUUCACGUUGCAAUGCCGCCUCAAAAAGCGAAGCCCUUUUAUGCUUCUUUGGUUGAUAGAUUCAGGAAUGCCUAUAACAAUGAUGCAGUAAAAGAUGGAAUUUUUGGAGCAAUGAUGAAGGUCAGUUUGGUUAAUGAUGGACCAGUUACAAUGCAGCUUGAUUCACAAGCUCCAAAGAAUUCAAAUGAUGCAGCAGAAUCUUGAUGCACUGGUUCUCCUGUUUUGAUGAAAAA